Messenger RNA from Closterium sp. Naga37s-1, 4779 nucleotides. NCBI's taxonomy places the organism in Eukaryota, Viridiplantae, Streptophyta, Zygnematophyceae, Desmidiales, Closteriaceae. The record is from the annotation of a GenBank genome assembly.
AUGCGACAGGAGUCAACGUUUACGACUGACAGCGACUCCGCUGUCGCCGGUACGUCGUGUGCGGCGCCUGCGACGGCGUACGAGGCGCGGCGACUGGCGAAGGUGCGUGAGACGCAGCGACUGGUGGCGGAGCUGCGGAUGGAAGCGGACGAGCUGAAGCGGGCCGCACGGCAGCAGCACACGUUGGCGAAACGGCAAAAGACGUCAGCGCUUACGUCACCCGUGGAGACCGUCGGUUUACGGCGGCGGUCCAGCAGGGCCGUGGGGCGAGUGGACUACUGUGAGACGCGCCGCCCCCUCGCACCCGCCACGCCCGCCAGGCCGCCCGCCCCCGGCGCUGCAGUGGGUGCACGCGGCGCACUGCACGGCCGCCAUGGCGGUGGCGGCAGCCCACGCGGCAGCACGGGGGGGCCGGGAGGUGGCAGCAGCGAGGGGGGCGGCGGUGGCAAGCAGGGCGCGGGUGUGCUGGUGUGGGUGCCACGGCGCUUCUUCCCUGGCGGGGGCAGUGCUGUGCAGCAGCUGUGGGGGCAGCGGGAGCGGGGAGAGGCGGGUGAAGAGGGAGAGGAGGUUGCAGGGAGGGGGCGAGUGCAGCAGUACAAGUGGGAGGAGUGCGGUGGGGGAGGGGCAGAGAGGCGAGCAGCAGGCGGCACGCGGAGGGAGGUGGCGGAUGACAGCGGCGUCGUGGCGGUGGGGUGGAGGGCCAGGCCGUUCCUGUGCCGCGUGGCGACGGCAUGGCAGCAGGGGGGGGAGGCGAGGGGGGUGGUGGUGGGCAAGGGGGGAGAGGGUGGCGAAGGGGAGCAGCUUAGGUGGAGAGAGCAGCAGGGGAGAGGCGCAGAGAAAGGAGAGGAGGACAAGGAAGGGCGGGCAGGCAGUGAGGGGCUGGUGUGGGUUCCCAAGCCGUUCCUCUGGGGUGCGGUGGGGGUAGUGGAGGUGGCAGUGCGGCACGGCACAGUGCAGCACGGUGGAGUGGGGGGAAGUGCAGAACAAACAGCUGUGCACAGGCAAGUGCGGGUGGUGUUGCAGAGGCGAGGGCAUGAGCGUGAGUGCAGUGGGGCAGAUGGCGAGGAGGAUGGCGGCGGUGACACCAGCAGCGCCGCAUGCAGGGGCGCGGCAGGCAGCAGCAACGGCGGGGAGGGACGGUGCAGCCCUGAGAGGGGGCCAGGCGGGGCAGGCAGGGAGGCGGGGAGGGAGGGCAAGGGGCGCGAGUGUGCGGUGGUGUGGGCCUCGCGGCACUUCCUCACUGCCGCUGGCGCCCGCAUGCUGCCCUGGCAGGCGGUGGGCGCGGUGACUAAGGGGGACCAAAGUACACGAGGGGAAGGGCAGAGUUCAAGAGAGGGAGGAAACGAGGGGGGGAAAGGCAAUGGUAGGCUGCUGUGGGCGCCGAGGGAUUUCGUUUCCAAUGGAGAGUCUGUGGUGCCGCAAGCAGGGGGGAAGUCACAGAGAGGGGAGGCACAGGGAAGGGAGGCACAGGGAGGGGAGGGUGAGGCGCGGCACAGGGAAAAGAACAUGGAGGACGAUGGGGCUGGUGGUGGUGAUGGUGGUGGCGGCUUCAUGCAGCGCAGGCGUGAAGAAGCCAUGCAUGUCCGGCACACAGUGGACGAUGAGGCCGGGCCUCGAGGGGCUGUGGGCGCGUGGGAGAAGCGCAGGGAGGGGUGCGAUGAGCAGCGCAGGGAGGGGUGCGAUGAGCAGCGCAGGGAGGGACAGCCGCACGUGGCGCUACUGCCACCAGUGCAGGUGAGUGUGGUGCCACCAGUGCAGGUGAGUGUGGUGCCACCAGUGCAGGUGAGUGUGGUGCCACCAGUGCAGGUGAGUGUGGUGCCACCAGUGCAGGUGAGUGUGGUGCCACCAGUGCAGGUGAGUGUGCUGCCACCAGUGCAGGUGAGUGUGGUGCCACCAGUGCAGGUGAGUGUGGUGCCACCAGUGCAGGUGAGUGUGCUGCCACCAGUGCAGGUGAGUGUGGUGCCACCAGUGCAGGUGAGUGUGGUGCCACCAGUGCAGGUGAGUGUGCUGCCACCAGUGCAGGUGAGUGUGCUGCCACCAGUGCAGGUGAGUGUGCUGCCACCAGUGCAGGUGAGUGUGCUGCCACCAGUGGAGGUGAGUGUGCUGCCACCAGUGCAGGUGAGUGUGCUGCCACCAGUGCAGGUGAGUGUGCUGCCACCAGUGCAGGUGAGUGUGCUGCCACCAGUGCAGGUGAGUGUGCUGCCACCAGUGCAGGUGAGUGUGCUGCCACCAGUGCAGGUAGUUGCGGGCAUCAAGCAUCUUGAGCUGCAGCGUGCCGCUGAGCCCGCACCCAGUGCUCACCGCAACAACAGAGCCCCCCUUCCUUACAUCACCCCUCCCUGCUAUUUUCUUUUACGUCCCCUCACAUGCCCCUGUCACAUGCCCCCCUCACAUGCCCCCGUCACAUGGCCCCCGCACAUCGCGGCACCUAUCAGAGCCAUGACAACGGGUCGCACCACACGCUGUACGGCGUGCCGGGCGGGGAGGAACCAGUGCCUGUCACCUGCCGUCUUUCUCAUGCAUGGCAGUGCCCGUCACCUGCCGUCUUUCUCAUGCAUGGCAGUGCCCGUCACCUGCCGUCUUUCUCAUGCAUGGCAGUGCCCGUCACCUGCCGUCUUUCUCAUGCAUGGCAGUGCCCGUCACCUGCCGUCUUUCUCAUGCAUGGCAGUGCCCGUCACCUCCCGUCUUUCUCAUGCAUGGCAGUGCCCGUCACCUGCCGUUCGCAUGGAUGAUGUCGCUCGCUCUGCAGGCCACACAAAGGCAACCUCCCCCUCACUGCUGCAUCUUCACCUCCAGAACAGAUCGGGCAGAAUGGACUGCCAUGAGCUGCAAGGGCAGCAGACGUACUCGCGUCGGGAGUUACCACCGCCGCGAAGGAUGCGCUCAAAGGAGCGGGGAAGAUCGCCAGGUCGCUCGCCUAGGAGAGAGGCGGAUCGGGUGGAUCGGAUGGCAACCAGCGACGGACGGCGCGGCGAAGGCGAGCUCGGUCUGCAGACGAGAUCGGCGCCAGGACCCCAGCCGUCGAGGAGCGAUCCCUGGGAUCUGGCAAGAGGCCAGCGGGGCGCGGGAGUGAGGCAUCAGGAGGAUGCCGACGAGACGGACUCGCUGAUGUUGGCAAACGAGGCCGACGGCGAGGAGACGGCGGAAGAUGAUCCAAGGGACGCGGGAGCAGAUCGCUCGCCGGACGACAUGCGCGAGGGAGGCGAGAUGCACCGCGGAGAGAAACGCGAAGAGUGCGGAAAGGCGACGGGAUCGAGUCGCUCGACAGACGAAGUGCGCGGGAAUGGCGCGAGGCGCUGCGGGAGCGCAGAUGCAGACGGAUCGGACAGUGAAAUGCGCGGGAAUGGCGCGAGGCGCUGCGGGAGCGCAGAUGCAGACGGAUCGGAGGGUGAAUUGCGCGGGAAUGGCGCGAGGCGCUGCGGGAGCGCAGAUGCAGACGGAUCGGACGGUGAAUUGCGCGGGAAUGGCGCGAGGCGCCGCGGGGACGCGGAUGCGGAGCGUUCUGCUGACGAAAGGCACGGGAGUGGCGCGAGGCGCCAGGGGAGCAGCGCGGAUGCAGAUCGCGCGCCAGGGGAGGUGCGCGGGAGUGGCGCGAGGCGCCGCAAGAGCAAGGAGAAUGACCGCGCGACAGGGCGCAUGCGUGGGGAAGACGGAUCGCCGGAGCCACAGCCAGAAACUGAGAGGAGGAGGCGUAUGGUGAUGGGAGCUCGGCGAUCGCCAGAGCCGUGGGACGAAGAAAAGGAGCUGAAAUGGAGAGAGGAGGAGCAAUACAGAAGGGGUGAGAGGUCGCCUGAAGGGAGGACAGAAAGGGUAAGGGAGGAACAUGAGCAUGGGCUGGAUUGGUGCCAACGGGGUAAGAAGGAGAAGGGAUCAAACUUUGAAGGAAGAGAGGGGUACAGGGGAAGGCAAGAAGGGUGUCGGAAACCUGGUGCAGGAGUAAGGGAGAAGCAGGACCUAAGCAGACAGAGGAAGAGAGGGGACAAGCAGCACAUGCGACGGGAGGAGAUGCACGAGUAUGAAGCAGAGAGCGGGGAAGAGGAAGAGAGUGAUAGGCGGGCACGCCAUGGAGUGGGACAAAGGGAAGAAUGCUGGGAAGAAUAUUUCACUGGAAGGAGAGAGGGGCAGAGGAGAAGGCAGGAAGAACGGAGAGAGUUUCCUGAGAGAGAGGACCGGCAGCAGCGGGAAAGGAGGAAGCGAGAAAGGCAAUUCCAGGAAUAUUCGCCUGAGAGGAGGGAAAGGCGAUGGGGGGAAGCAGGCGGGGAAAGAGAGGCUUACGAGGAGCGGAGAAGGAGUCCGAAUUUGGUAGGGAAGAACGAGAAGGUGGGGGCAUGGGCGGAUGAACCAGAAGCGGCAGGCACGGAAGGGAAGGACGAGGAGGUGGGAGCAAGGGCAGCAGCAGAAGGGGAAGAGAAGGACGAGAAGAAGGGGGCAGGGGCGUGUGGACUGGUAGCAGCCGGCGCGGAAGGGAAGAACGAGCAGGUGGGGGCGGGAGCGUGUGUAACAGCAGCAGCGAAGGUAGAGAAAAAGGAAGUGCAGGUGGGGGCGGGAGCGUAUGUAACAGCAGCAGCGAAGGUAGAGAAAAGGGAAGAGCAGGUGGGGGCGGGAGCGUGUGUAACAGCAGCAGCAAAGGUAGAGAAAAAGGAAGAGCAGGUGGGGGCGGGAGCGUGUGUAACAGCAGCAGCGAAGGUAGAGAAAAGGGAAGAGCAGGUGGGGGCGGGAGCGUGUGUAACAGCAGCAGCAAAGGUAGAGAAAAAGGAAGAGCAGGUGGGGGCGAUGUAA